Molecule: messenger RNA, 2067 nt
Organism: Tachysurus fulvidraco (yellow catfish)
Lineage: Eukaryota; Metazoa; Chordata; Actinopteri; Siluriformes; Bagridae
Gene: mest
Product: mesoderm specific transcript
Exons: 12
Coding region: 205-1188 (327 amino acids)
Molecular function (GO): catalytic activity
Source: RefSeq, a predicted model, not a curated record
UUCCGCUCCACCAGGCGGCGCCGGAAAGCGCUUUGUGUUCAAUAACAGCGAUCCCUUCAGAGUCAAAUCACAGCUACACGGAAGGAAAGAAGAAAGUAGCUCAUGCAGCUGAUAUGAAGAAGCUCGGGGUCAAAAGCCACCAGACUUCACCUUGUGUGUUUUGGUGUUCAGGCAGGAGCUGAGUGUGUGUCUACCUGCGCAGUGAUGAGGGAGUGGUGGCAGCGUGCGGUUCUGCUGUUCUUCCUCCCUCUCCUCGCCGUCUACCUGCACGUCCCGCAGCCGUCGCUGUCACCCACCCUGAACGCCUGGCGCUCCUCCGGACGCUUCUUCAGCUUCAGGGGAAACAAAAUCUUUUACAGAGAGUCUCUGGGUGCUGUGGGGAGCUCUGAUGUGGUGCUGCUGCUUCAUGGGUUUCCCACCUCGAGCUACGACUGGCACAAGGUUUGGGAGCCUCUGAGUCAGCGCUUUAACAGAGUCAUCGCACUCGACUUCCUCGGCUUCGGCUUCUCAAACAAACCUAGACCACACGACUAUUCUGUGUUUGAGCAGGCUGCUGUAGUGGAGGCUCUAAUCUCACAUCUGGGCCUCGACGAGCAGAAGAUCAACCUGCUGUCUCAUGACUAUGGAGACACUGUAGCACUGGAGCUCCUGUACAGGAGUGACAACAACCGAACCGGACACAUGGCUAUAAACAGCCUCUGCCUUUCAAAUGGAGGGAUCUUCCCCGAGACGCAUUACCCCAGGUUCCUACAGAAGGUCCUGAAGGAUUAUGGUUUCAUCUCCCCUCUGCUUACCAGGCUCAUGAACUUCUACAUCUUCUCUAAAGGGAUCGGAGAAGUCUUCGGUCCGUACACUCAGCCGGCUGAAGCCGAGCUCUGGGACAUGUGGACGGGAAUCCGCUUUAACGACGGAAACCUGGUGAUGGACAGCAUCCUGCAGUAUAUUAAUCAGAGACUGAAGCACAGAGAGCGAUGGGUUGGAGCGCUCACGUCUACAUUAACACCAUUGCACAUGAUCUACGGACCGCUGGAUCCGGUGAAUCCGCACCCGCAGUUUAUCCAACUUUACCAAAAGCUGGUUCCCGAGUCGACCGUCACCGUUCUGGACGAGCACAUCAGCCAUUACCCACAGCUCGAGGACCCCACAGGCUUCACCAACGCCUACCUCAGCUUCAUCAACUCGUUCUGAGCAGCGCAGAAGACGUGAAGAUGAACCACGGUGAGAGGAGCGUCAGGAGCGACGCCGUACGCCGUGAAGAACCGGGACGGGUUUCUUUUAGCUGCUGAUUUUGAUUUAAUUAGUUUGGUAUUAUAAUAGUGCGCUGUUCCUCACGUCAUAAUAUAAUUUUACACUGAUGACGCUGGGCUGGAAAACUCCUCGUUAGUUAUGAAAGUUAUACCGUCGAGAUCUUUACGAAUAAACUGAUUAACCCUAAUUUUGGAAGGAAAAAAAUAUAUAAACGUCAUCAGCAAAGUGUAAUGGUUCAAGACAGAAUUGAUCAGAUGUGUCUUAGGGCCUUUUUACACCCGGUCACUUCAUGUGUUGUCUCUGAUCCGAUAGCUAUCUGAUUUGUUAAAACUGUUCCAUUUACAUUAGACCACAUAAACGCGUCUCGGCGAAUCGGAUAUCGAUCCGAUCUUUCUACUCAGCAUAAUCUUUAUGCUGCCAAUGUUUUUAGCACAUGGUGAGGAAACCAUCUGCUAGAAGGCCAAUGAAAGGAAUUUAUACCAUCUGUAUUAUCUGUAGCCUGCUACAUAAGUGUGAACCUAAAGAGGCUAAAAUUUAGACCAUUACAAAGUGCUCUAAAGGAAUCUUUCAUUAAAUGUUUGUGUAAGAUCAGAGGUUCCUGCCUCUUGUCCUGGAGAGCCACAGUGAGUGAGUGAGUCUUAGAGCAUUUAAGUGAAAUAUUCAUCAUGUUUAAUAACAAACAGGAAGGAAAACCUCCUGAAUCACCACCAGCUUAAGACGAUUAGAAUAGUGAAGAUUUUGUCACGAAUCAAUAAAGAAAGCCGUAUUUUUAUGAGCAGAAGCAAUAAACAACAGUGUGUUUGUUUCCUCAUUUAUUAA